Messenger RNA from Truncatella angustata, 1395 nucleotides. RefSeq names its product ribosomal protein s5-like protein. Gene Ontology annotation, molecular function: structural constituent of ribosome; RNA binding. Bases 1 to 1395 code for a protein of 464 amino acids. Lineage: Eukaryota; Fungi; Ascomycota; Sordariomycetes; Amphisphaeriales; Sporocadaceae. Gene Ontology annotation, cellular component: ribosome. The transcript is spliced from 2 exons. The record is from RefSeq and is a predicted model, not a curated record. Gene Ontology annotation, biological process: translation.
AUGAGUGUCGCCACUUCAGCACGAUCAGUGCUGUCACGGCGCCUGGCCGCCGCAGUCAGACCAUCUGCCGCAGCAUCGAUACCACAGUGCUAUGCCGCCUCCUUUCAUAGCUCCGCCCGCCUCGAGAAGAGGAGGAAACCACGCUUCGCCAGUAUCAAUGCAGAGGAGAUGGGCCUGGUCGACCCGGCCAAGCCGAGGACAUACAACGAAUACAGAGCAGACUACGAGGCGACAGUCGAGAAGCACGCCAAGGAGCAAUUCCAGCCGUACACCCCCGAGGAGCUCGAGAUCCUGAAGAAGCACUACACAUCGGAACAGAUGGAGGCGCUCGAGGCUGGUGAAGCCGCCAUAGACCCCCAGGAUCUGUCCGUACAAGGCCGUCUGAGAAAAGACCCGUACAGGCUGCCGUACCUGGACGAUUUCAGUCGUAUCGUGCCCACCAUCGACAGACAACCCAAGAAGUCGACACAACCCAAGGAAGACGCGAAGUGGUUGACGGAAGAGGAGCACUUGCUCGACUUUUUUGAGGGCCAGGACGCACACAUCAAGUCGCUCCUGGCGCGAACCUCCUUCACCGAAAAGGAGUGGGAGGCAAAACCGCCCCAGGAAAAGAAGAGAAUCAUAACCGAUGUCGUACGUCAAGUCAGAGAAAAUGCAGAGAGGCAGAAACUGCCCGAGAGCGUUCAAGCGGCAGCCCAUUUCUUCGAGACCUCGAUGCUCAACGAUGGAAACAGGCCAUCGGCUUCUGCACUGGCACCUAGUCUAGGGAAGGACAUUCCUGGUGUUACCGGCCUGUACAGCAGCCCCAUCGAUCCCGAGGAUCAAGGUCUGGACGAUGAUGGUAUCUACCAAGAUCUCAAGAAGCGAACCGGCAUGUCAGUCAAACAGAUGAAAGAACUUACGUGCAAGGUUUUGGUUGUGCGCAUGGUCCACAACCAGACUCGUCUAGGAAAGAUUCGAAGUGUCUGGGUCAUGGCCAUUGCCGGCAACAAGAACGGCCGCUUGGGUAUUGGAGAGGCCAAGUCAGUUGAGAACGGUGUUGCCGUUCAGAAGGCCAAGCUCCUUGCCAUCAGAAAUAUGCAACCCAUCAGGCGGUACGAGGACAGGACAAUCCACGGAGACGUGACGGCCAAGAUCGGCGCCACCAUUGUGAAGCUACAGGCCCGCCCCCCAGGGUUUGGUCUCCGAGUUCCCGCCCGUCUCUUUGAAAUGUUCCGCGCCUGCGGCAUCCACGAUAUUGCCGGCAGCAUGCCACGUUCGAGAAACCCAAUGAACUCUGUUAAGGCGACCUUCCAUGCCCUGACCAACCAGAAGGACCCGAAUGAGAUCGCCAUCGGAAGGGGCAAGAAGCUCGUCGACGUACGAAAAGUGUACUUUGGCGGCAAUGUGUUAUAA